GUGGUGUGAUGACGUCACGUAAAUUGGCAUGUGUCGAGAGCCGGGGGUACAGUUUUAACGGUCAACUUCAGACACGAUUAAAUCAACAACGCAAAUCGAUCCUUAAACAACAAACAUCGGUAGAAGGAAUUUGUAAGAGCAAUUUCCCCCCUCUCACAAAGACGCUCCUCUCCUUGUGGUGCUAAAACGUUUCCGCGUUCAGUAGCUAGCUAGCUGUCUCUGUAGCGAGUGGAACACAUGGAUAACUUUGUUUUGUAACUUCGGUAAGUUAGCUAAUUAUUAUCAUGCUCCUGUCAUCGUUUAUACAUUGCAGCACACCAUCCAGAUGCUUUCCAAUAAAAACGUGUACGCGGUGUUGCCAAUACAGUACAGGAAGGAGCGUCCGUAAAGUCGAUACCCCAGUGUUGUUGAAGAACACAUUGACUUUCAACCGCAGUGGUGGACACGGCGGAAAGCAGCAAUACAUGAGGAUGAAGAACUCGCGGAAGAGAUGCUUUUCAUCUGAAUGUGACGAGGUUGGUCAUCAGCAUGAACAUGGGGAUGUGAGAGUGAGGUUCGCUCCGAGUCCAACAGGUUUCCUACACCUGGGGGGGCUGCGUACAGCCCUCUACAACUAUAUCUACGCUAAGAAGUAUGGAGGGAGCUUCAUCUUACGCAUGGAAGAUACAGACCAGAGCAGACUGGUGCCGGGAGCUGCAGAGUCUAUAGAGGAUAUGUUGGAGUGGGCUGGUAUCCCCCCAGACGAGAGUCCUCGUGGAGGAGGCCAGUACGGUCCCUACCUCCAGUCCCAGAGGCUGUCCCUGUACAGCCAGGCUGCUGACUCCUUGGUCCAGACAGGGAAGGCCUACCACUGCUUCUGCAGCCAGCAGAGACUAGAAUUACUGAAGAGAGAGGCCCUACGCAGCGGACAGACACCGCGGUAUGACAACAGGUGCAGACACCUCCGCCCAGACCAGCUGGAGGAGAAGCUGGAUCAGAAGGUCCCCCAUGUGAUCAGGUUCCGACUGGAGUCUGGAGUGGAACCCUUUAACGACCUGGUCUUCGGGUGGAACCGUCAUGAGGUGGCCCAGGUUGAAGGAGACCCUGUCGUGUUGAAAGCUGAUGGUUUCCCCACCUAUCACCUGGCUAACGUAGUAGACGACCACCUGAUGGAGGUCAGCCACGUCCUGAGAGGAUCAGAGUGGCUCAUCUCUACCUCCAAACACCUGCUGCUGUACAGGGCUCUGGGCUGGAAGCCCCCGGUGUUUGGACACCUUCCUCUCCUCCUCAGCAGAGAUGGCAGUAAGCUCUCCAAGAGACAAGGAGAUAUCUACAUACAGAGUUUCCAGAGGAGUGGGGCCCUACCUGAAGCACUACUGGAUAUCACCACACACUGUGGAUCUGGCUUCAACAGUAACCGUGUCGGUCGUAAGAUGGAGGAACUGAUCGCUGAGUUCAACCCGUCCAAGAUCACCACCCACUCUGCCCUGCUAGACCUGGACAAACUACCUGAGUUUAACAAGAUCCACCUGCAGCAGCGCAUCGAUGACGCGGUGCAACGCGAUUGGCUGGUGAGGGAUCUGCAGGGGCGGAUCCAGGAAGUGUACGGGACACAGGUCCAGGAUCAGGAUGUUCUGCAACCAGAUUACAUCACACGGGUUCUACACCUGCGCAAGGGUCAUAUCUCAUCUGUGUCUGACCUGGUGUCCUCAGAGUAUUCCUACCUUUGGGUUCGACCUUCUUUCUCUGACCAACAGAUGACAGCACUCAGCUCAGAGACACAACACAUCGCUACUCUGGUCGUACGGUUGAUGGAAGGUCUGAAAGGAGGUGAGGAACUGACAGUCGACCAGCUCAGUGUAGAACUGAAGACUCUGGCUAAGAAGACCAGCAACACUAAAUACAGAGACGUUAUGAAGAUUAUACGACUGGCCCUCAGCGGACUACAGCAAGGCCCCAGUGUAGCGGAGAUGAUGGUAUCGUUGGGGCCCAGUGAGAUCACACAUCGCUUCAACAGAAUUCUACAGCAGCACUGAACAUUGUGGCUGCAGGGCACCCUAUUCCCCAUACAGUGCACUACUGUUGUCCAGGACCCUAUGCCGCAAAACGUUUCGCUACGUUGUGCCAUAAUGAAUAUGACCCUGGUUCAUUAUUCUAACUGGUUAUCUGGUUCUAACACAGCAACGCUGAGGACUGGUUACCUGAUUCUAACAAUAUUCCUGGACUGCAUAUGAUCUCAAUCACACUGGACUUGUAAUGGACAUUCAGUCAAGUUGAACUGGAAAUGUUUGCAAUAAAACAGUUUCUACUAAUGA
Molecule: messenger RNA, 2294 nt
Organism: Oncorhynchus mykiss (rainbow trout)
Lineage: Eukaryota; Metazoa; Chordata; Actinopteri; Salmoniformes; Salmonidae
Source: RefSeq, a predicted model, not a curated record